AUGGCGUCACGUGGUAUGCUGGGUGCAGUCUGUCUCUUUGGCGGUCUGACGAUGACAGGCGUCGCGCUGGCGGGGUCGCGAUGGAGGCGGGUUUCGACCCGCCGCGCGCAGCUGAACAACGAAUACGCCAACAUUCUGGCGGAACUCCGCUCAUUGAAUGACGCACGCCUGAAGGAGGCCGAGGACCUGCGGCAAAAAAAGCAGGAAAAUGCCCUGCUGCAUGAAACGGUGACUACACUAUGGGCCGAUCGUCUUGCACGCUACGUCCAAACGAACAAGGAGCUGCACUCGUUUUUGAAAGCCCUUCCAGAGGCGCUUGGUGCCCUGAAAGGUCUCACAAGUCACUAUCGGUACAUGGCAACUGAGAUGGCGAAGUUUUUGGCAUUUGAUGUCUCCUGUAUUAAGGUGCAUAAUUUUGCACUUCUUCUUGAGCACGGUGAAAAUGUAGGAAUUCCCCGUGUGAUCGAGACAAUUCGUCAACUCCUUAUUGCCGAGCCGCUUGUCCAGGUGGUGUGUGACAGCGUCGUUAAUAUUCCCGCUGACGUUAGCAGUCCACGGUCCAUUGGUGAGUGCAGUUCGAGUUUUGUCUUCUGCAUGGAGGAACUUGACCAGGCGAUUGAGGCGGCGGUGUUGCGCUACGUUGACUUUCAGAGCGAUCACGGAACAAAGGCUCCCAAUGCCAUUUGCGAUGGUGUACGCAAGCUCACUAGCGA
Trypanosoma cruzi is the source of this 713-nucleotide messenger RNA. RefSeq lists its product as uncharacterized. Lineage: Eukaryota; Euglenozoa; Kinetoplastea; Trypanosomatida; Trypanosomatidae. The transcript has a single exon. The annotation marks the transcript as partial. The record is from RefSeq and is a predicted model, not a curated record.